Molecule: messenger RNA, 1425 nt
Organism: Geosmithia morbida
Lineage: Eukaryota; Fungi; Ascomycota; Sordariomycetes; Hypocreales; Bionectriaceae
Exons: 1
Coding region: 1-1425 (474 amino acids)
Source: RefSeq, a predicted model, not a curated record
AUGGCGAAUCAGUCUCAUGACGUCGAGAUAUUGGUACACGUCAACGCACCCAGCCGUGUCGCCGAUGAUGCUGCAUACCGUGCCCUGGCCUCGGCCUAUCUAGCCUUUGAACCCCUCUCACAUGGCGGCGUGCCCGUGUCCCGACCAGACAAUGGAAGCCAUGAUGAACCUCUGGCUCGCAGUCCGACCCAAGACCAGGCCUCUCAAGCUCGACGCCAGGGAUAUCGGGGACAACCGCCAUCGUCUUCCCAAUCUAUUGCCCCCAUAAUCGACUCCCAGGACCUCAGCUUCCACAGUGUUCUGGACAACCGGUCUUCGCCGCGUCUGCGUACGGCGGCUGGACGGCAACCACCAUCAAAGGACUAUACCACGCCAUCACCACAUCCGCAGGGGACCCCGUCAUCACAGAACCAGUGGAGCGCCCCGCCCAGUCACAUAAGCGAUUCGUACCCUGUGCCCAAUGCCGCCAUAUACGCUUCCCCCACGCGCAUCCUCCAGAGUUUCAUACGCCGACGCCCUGCGCCUGAGAGCAGCCCUGCCUCACGUCCGUCCGUGGAUCUCGGCGAUUAUGAAAUCGCCAAAGAGCCCUAUGAGCGGGAUAUCGCCAUCCCCUCGUCCAUACCAGAUCCAGACCGGCACAGCGACGGAGAGUGCCCGCCAGCCGGUACCCCAGCAAAGAUAGUCUCGGUGACUCCACAGUUGGCAGUAGCCCAGAGGAAGCGCCGGCACCAUAAUCUCAAGGUACCCGGACCAGACGACUCCCACAUAGAUGUUACGCACAUCUCAGCCAGUGACUUGAGUGCUGCGCAUCACGAGCCCGCAGAGCCAGAACCGCCAGGUGCCGCUCCUGCUGAUGUUCCUCCAUCCGCCCAAAGGACCAUGAUGUCCACAGACCACUUGACAGGUCUGGUUCGCCACGACAGCGCAGCAGCAGCAGCAUCUAUCCUUCGCCGGCAGCCACCUCCGGCAGCUGACCAGGGAAUGAUGGACGCGCUGGAGGCCAGACCUCCGUCUCCACCUGUGGGCGUGGCUUCGGUCGAGCCAGAAGACCUGGUGUCGCCCAGGCUAGCCAGGCUCGCGGUCCAGCUGUCGUCGCGCUACCGGCCCGAGGCCACGCGCGUCAUCGAACCGCUCGAGAGGGGCUACUGGCUCCUCGACUGCAGCAGCUGGGACGUCGAGAGGCGCUUGGAGGCGUGGGCCUUCCUGGCUAGCUACAUCGGUGGCGGGCAGGCGGGAUGGGGCGUCUGGUGUCUCAGGGGUGAGGAUCACUCUUGGGUCCGCCUGUACUGCUGGGGUCACCUUGCCAAGCAUACGUAUCUCCUGUUGUACCUGGCGAGCGAGAGGAAGCUCAAGACGACGGGGGCCGGUUGGACGGAUGCAGAGGGGGAUGUCGUCUUGCGGGUUCCGCCGCAGGGCCGUGGCUGA